UUGCGUGUACUCCUUCUUCCUCCUCCUCGUCUCCUCUACAUGCUUUCUUAAUCUGGGAGGACAGCAGGAUGGAUGACAGGGUGUGGACUGUGUGCUUUCUUGUCAUUUUGACUCUGGCAUGUACGGAGGCUCAGGGUCAGACCAACUUCACCAGGCCAAACUUCCUCUGUGGAGGACAUCUGGUCAUAGACUCUGGCAUUGUGGCCAGCGAAGGUUUCCCUGGUCAUUACAAACCCAACACAAAAUGUACUUGGUACAUCACUGUCCCCGAGGGUCACGUGGUCAUGCUCUCCUUCCGCCUCUUUGACAUGGAGGCUGACCCUACCUGUCGCUAUGACUACCUGGACAUCUACAAUGGUCACACACGAUUAGUGCAGAAGUUAGGACGCUUCUGUGGGACAUUUAGGCCUGGGGCCCUCAUUACCACCUCCAACACUAUGAUGCUGGACAUGGUGUCUGAUGAGGCCACUGGAGGACGAGGGUUUUUGGCCUACUUUACUGCAGGGAAGCCUCAUGUUGAAGAGAACCAGUUCUGCGGAGGACGUUUGACCAAAGAACAAGGUUCUGUCAAGACUCCCAACUGGCCCAACUCAAAUUACCCAGCAGGCAUCAGCUGUUCCUGGCACAUCACCGUAGAGCCCAGUAAUGUGAUCGAGGUAAAGUUUGAGAAACUGGAUCUGGAGCCAGACACUUACUGCCGCUAUGAUUAUGUAGCACUGUUUAAUGGAGGAGAGAAAGACAAUUCAAGAAGAAUCGGAAAGUUCUGUGGAGACAGGGUUCCAGGCACUGUAGUGACAAAUGGCAAUGAACUUCUGGUUCAGUUUGUCUCUGACCUCAGUGUGACCUCAGAUGGCUUCAUGGCCCAUUAUAACAGUGUUCCUCGAGGCUCUAGAAGACCCACAGCUGGUGGAGACUUCAUAUAUGGUCCUCAAACCACCACCGCAAUGCCACAGAAGAAACUUGUGAAACCAGUCAAAACAACCAAACCAACCCCAACCCUAAAGCCCAAACCAAACGUUCAGCCUAAGCCUACCAAAAAAACAACAGUGAAGAAGUUUCCACCACCACCUCGUAAAUCGACCACUAAAGCUGUGGUCAAACCAACACCUAAACCCAAACCAUCAAAACCCACACCUAAGGCUCCUGUGAAGAAGCCUACACCUAAACCUGCAACUAAACCAACACCAAAACACACGACCAAACCCACACCAAAACCCACAACCAAACCCACACCCAAAUCUAGGGUUGUCAAACCUAUUAUCAAGCCUAAACCAACACGUAAGCCUAUACUGAAGAACAAACCUACCAUAAAACCUGCCGUCAAACCUGUGAAGCCAACAGUCAAGAGUGGAGUUAAACCAACAGCCAAACCUAAAGCAACACCUAAACCUAAACCAGGACCAAGCAAAACAGUGACAAAGAAGCCUGCUGUGAGUAAGAAACCUUUACCAAUGAACCCAGUGUGUACACAGCCCUGUAAGAGGACAGGGACUCUCCAGUCCAGCUUCUGCCCUAAUGACUUUGUAAUCACAGGUAAAAUCACAUCUGUGACAGUUGGGCCAAGAGGCUCAGCAACAGUGGUGGUUUCCCUCAUUAAGGCCUAUAAACCUGGACGCCUCAACAUCAAAAGAUCAGGUCCUGUGAUGUCAGUGGCUCUGACCUCUAGCUGUAAGAGAUGUCCAGGCCUAAACAGAGGUCAGAACUACGUGAUGAUGGGAAAAGUUGACGCACAAGGCAACGGUCAGCUCAGCCCGUCCAGCUUCACUCUGCUCUACAAGCCCAUCCAUGCCAAAGCCCUUACCCUCCUUUCCAAAAAAUCAUGCUGACAUCACAGUUAAACCAACCAAUCAUGCCAUGCCCUGAAGAGCCUCAACGCUAUAAAAACAUACAUAACUUAUCAUAAAAACGGAAUAUAUUCGUAAAACACAUUUCUUAUAUUAAAAAGAAA
Cynoglossus semilaevis (tongue sole) is the source of this 1948-nucleotide messenger RNA. RefSeq names its product procollagen C-endopeptidase enhancer b (gene pcolceb). Gene Ontology annotation, molecular function: protein binding; peptidase activator activity; collagen binding. The coding region runs from base 69 to 1826 and encodes 585 amino acids. Gene Ontology annotation, biological process: proteolysis. NCBI's taxonomy places the organism in Eukaryota, Metazoa, Chordata, Actinopteri, Pleuronectiformes, Cynoglossidae. The transcript has 9 exons. The record is from RefSeq and is a predicted model, not a curated record.